UAGUUUUCCUCUCAGGGGGCAACGGUUUGUUUGGAUUCUCGGCGGAGCAGCGUCGCGACCUUCCAUGGACAGCCGGGAAGGCGCUGCCGCCAGUCCCCAAGCGGACGCCGAAAAGGCCUCCAGGUCCUCGAGUUCAGAUUCUGAUGAGGAAGGGGGAGCUUCAGGCCAGACAGAAAUGGAAUUUUUGCGAAACCUCUUUUCCCGGACUCUGGGCUUUGGCAGUGAGAAGCCCGAGAAGGUGCUGGAGGAACUGACGCUGGAAGGCGUGACCAACUUCAUACUGACUGAGAAAUGCAAGAAUAUAGUCUGUAUGGUUGGUGCAGGGAUCUCGACCAGUGCGGGCAUCCCCGAUUUCCGCUCACCUGGCACGGGGCUGUAUGCCAACCUGCAGCAGUACAAUCUACCGUAUCCCGAAGCCAUCUUUGAGAUUGGCUAUUUCAAGCAAAACCCAGAACCAUUCUUCACCUUGGCUCGGGAGCUUUACCCAGGGCAGUUCAAGCCCACUGUCUGUCACUACUUCAUUCGUCUCUUGAAGGAUAAAGGGCUGCUACUGCGCUGCUACACUCAGAACAUCGACACCUUGGAGAGGGUGGCCGGUCUGGAUCCCGAACACUUAGUGGAAGCUCACGGCACCUUUUAUACCUCCCACUGCAUCAGCUCCACUUGCAAGAAGCCCUACAGCCUGGAGUGGAUGAAAGAAAAAAUAUUCGGAUCUCUCACCCCCCGAUGUGAAAAAUGUCAGAACAUCGUGAAGCCAGACAUCGUGUUUUUUGGGGAGAAUCUGCCCCCUCGUUUCUUCACUCUCAUGCAGUCGGAUUUCCAGAAUGCGGACAUGCUUAUUAUCAUGGGCACCUCACUUCAGGUCCAGCCUUUUGCCUCUCUGGUCAGCAGGGUACCUGCAAACACACCACGGCUUCUGAUCAAUAAGGAGAAGACUGGAGAGAGUGAUCCUUUCAUGUCCCUGAUGGGCUUAGGCUGCGGGAUGGAUUUUGAUUCGGAGAAGGCAUACAGGGACGUGGCCUGGCUCGGAGACUGCGAUGAGGGCUGCCUGGCUUUGGCAGAGCUAUUGGGAUGGAAGAAAGAACUGGAGGAACUUGUGAAAAAUGAACACGCUGUCAUUGAGGCCAAAUCAGGGCAGACUGUGGGUGUCGGGGCAGGUGCUGAUCGGCAACCAGCCAAGAAGCAAGAACAGAAUCCAUCUUUGGAGAAAGAAAAGCCACCUGCAAACAAAGAAGAAUGAAGAGAUUAGAGAAGAUUGAAGAACUCUUACUUUUUGAUAAUUAAAAAA
Messenger RNA from Protobothrops mucrosquamatus (brown spotted pit viper), 1288 nucleotides. It is a transcript of the gene SIRT2, whose product is annotated as sirtuin 2. Gene Ontology annotation, molecular function: histone deacetylase activity, NAD-dependent; NAD+ binding. The transcript has 16 exons. NCBI's taxonomy places the organism in Eukaryota, Metazoa, Chordata, Lepidosauria, Squamata, Viperidae. The record is from RefSeq and is a predicted model, not a curated record. The coding region runs from base 65 to 1240 and encodes 391 amino acids.